This is a messenger RNA of Cuculus canorus (common cuckoo), 3385 nucleotides long. It is a transcript of the gene ZBTB18, whose product is annotated as zinc finger and BTB domain containing 18. Lineage: Eukaryota; Metazoa; Chordata; Aves; Cuculiformes; Cuculidae. The record is from RefSeq and is a predicted model, not a curated record. Gene Ontology annotation, cellular component: nucleus. Bases 1230 to 2798 code for a protein of 522 amino acids. Gene Ontology annotation, biological process: regulation of transcription by RNA polymerase II. Gene Ontology annotation, molecular function: DNA-binding transcription factor activity, RNA polymerase II-specific; RNA polymerase II cis-regulatory region sequence-specific DNA binding; protein binding. The transcript is spliced from 2 exons.
GUAGCAAUAGAUUAGAUACAGCAUAUUUCUGUUUUGGUGUGUUGUUUAUUGAAUUUCAGAAAAAAAAUCACAUUACUUUUCUAACCAAGUUUAGAGGUAAUAUAUGAAAUUGAGUAUUAAAUAGAUAAGUGGACUUACUCAAAAGGCUUGGGCUACAGUUACAGAGUAUCAGUUCUUGGGCACGUUGUUAAUACUAACUUUAAUGCAUAUUGUGAGACUGUCUUGGUUUGGAGGAAGGAGAGAGCUAGCUCAUUCUUCGUUUCUGAGAACAAAACUGCAAUGGAUUUAGUGGCAAGCCUAAAGAGACUUCUGCUUUAUGUUCUUGUAUUGCAUCUUUUAAAUGACUUUACAGGGGUUUUAGUGAAAUGGACAAAAGUGUGCUUUUUUAAAAAAGGACCGUUCUGGCUAAAGUGUGUUUGUGGGGAAGUCUUUCAUUAAACUUCACAGUUAAAUAUCCAGCAGCUCAGAACCGUAGUAGCAUACAGCUGUAGUGCUUCUGAAAGACAGAGAUCAGUUAUGUGUUUAAAAACUUUUGUACCCGGGAGAAUGGCUUGACUGGUUUCCUUUUUUCUUUCUCGCAUGUAGCAUUUGAAAUCUUUUAUUUCAGCAUAACAAUAAUUAUUUGAAGGAGUUUUUGUAUUUGCGACUAAUUUAGAACUUGUAGAUUUGAGCUGCCUGAAUUGGCCAGACAGCUGUAAUCGCACUCCUCUAUUCUUAAUCUCUUUAUCUGGGCAGCAGCUGCCAUAUGGCCACAGUCAGCUGGAUCAGAUGUUUAUAAGCUUCCUUCUUCGUCCCUCUCUGUCCUUUCAGCCUCCUAAUUUGAUCACAGCUACCUUGUGAGCUGCCCUCCAAUCUUUAUUUUUAGCCCUCUUAAGGAUUAGGAUUGAUGUUGGCUGUGGGGCACUUAAAGUGAUUGUAUUGUAAAUCUUCGUGCUUUACUCUAGCAAUGGUAUUUUACAGAAAAUAGUAAGGGUUCUGUUGUAAGUUUUAGUACAUCUUGGUUUGUGAGGGAUGAGGAUUUUUCAAUAAUAUCUGCCAGCUUAGAGAGCCACAAUCUGCUGAGAUGGUUUGGGAGAGCGUUGCUAUUUAUCACAGAAGAAUAGAUUAAGACAGGUUUUUAAGCAAUUCUACUUCCUAUUUGAGUUUUGACUUCUCUACUUCUUUGAAGUUUAUUUUUUCUUUAUCAUCAAGGAAGGUGAAUAGAAAAAUACUUGGGUUAUGAAGACAGUAUGGAGUUUCCUGACCACAGCAGACAUUUGCUACAGUGUCUGAGUGAGCAGAGACAUCAGGGUUUUCUUUGUGAUUGCACUGUUCUGGUAGGAGAUGCCCAGUUCCGAGCGCACAGAGCUGUGCUGGCUUCAUGCAGCAUGUAUUUCCACCUCUUUUACAAGGACCAGCUGGACAAAAGGGACAUUGUUCAUCUGAACAGCGACAUUGUUACAGCCCCAGCUUUCGCUCUCCUGCUUGAAUUCAUGUACGAAGGAAAGCUCCAGUUCAAAGACUUGCCCAUUGAAGACGUGCUAGCAGCUGCCAGUUAUCUCCACAUGUAUGACAUUGUCAAAGUCUGCAAAAAGAAGCUGAAAGAGAAAGCAACCACAGAGGCAGACAGUACAAAAAAGGAGGAAGAUGCUUCAAGUUGUUCAGACAAAGUGGAGAGCCUCUCCGACGGCAGCAGCCACAUGCCAGGAGACUUGCCCAGCGAUGAAGACGAUGGAGAAGAUGAAAAAUUGAACAUCCUGCCUAGCAAAAGGGACUUGGCGGCUGAGCCUGGGAACAUGUGGAUGAGAUUGCCCUCAGACUCAGCAGGCAUUCCCCAGACUGGCGGAGAGGCAGAGACGCACGCAGCAGCAGCUGGAAAAACAGUAGCCAGCCCCUGCAGCUCAACAGAGUCUUUGUCCCAGAGGUCUGUCACCUCCGUGAGGGAUUCAGCAGAUGUUGACUGCGUGCUGGACCUGUCUGUCAAGUCCAGCCUUUCAGGAGUUGAAAAUUUGAACAGUUCUUAUUUCUCUUCGCAGGACAUGCUUAGAAGCAGCCUGGUUCAGGUGAAGGUGGAGAAAGAGGCUUCCUGUGAUGAGAGUGAUGUUGGCACUAAUGACUAUGAUAUGGAACAUAGCACUGUGAAAGAAAGUGUGAGCACUAAUAACAGGGUACAGUAUGAGCCGGCCCACCUGGCUCCGAUGAGGGAAGAUUCGGUCUUGAGGGAGCUAGAUAGAGAGGACAAGGCAAGCGAUGAUGAAAUGAUAACUCCAGAGAACGAGAGAGUCCAGGUGGAAGGAAACAUGGACAGCAGCUUGCUCCCUUACGUGUCAAACAUACUUAGCCCCGCUGGCCAAAUUUUUAUGUGUCCUCUCUGCAACAAGGUCUUUCCUAGCCCCCACAUCCUGCAGAUCCAUUUAAGCACGCACUUUCGAGAGCAGGACGGGAUCCGCAGCAAGCCUGCUACCGAUGUCAAUGUCCCGACCUGCUCGUUGUGUGGUAAGACUUUUUCUUGCAUGUACACCUUGAAACGUCAUGAGAGGACUCAUUCAGGUGAAAAGCCCUACACUUGCACCCAGUGUGGGAAGAGCUUCCAGUACUCCCACAACCUGAGCCGCCACGCAGUGGUUCACACACGGGAGAAGCCUCAUGCUUGUAAGUGGUGUGAACGCAGGUUCACGCAGUCCGGAGACCUAUACAGACACAUUCGGAAGUUUCACUGUGAGUUGGUGAACUCAUUGUCUGUCAAAAGCGAAGCACUGAGCUUACCUACUGUCAGAGACUGGACCUUAGAAGAUAGCUCACAAGAACUUUGGAAAUAAAAUUUUUAUAUAUAUAAAUAAUAUAUAUAUAAAUCUAUAUAGUUGUGGUACAGUCUAAAAGCAAUCUUGUUUCCUUGAACUGAAAGUUUGGCUAUUAGCUUGUUUUUUGCACUUUAAGGCAGCAUGAAUAUUUCACUAAUUUAACACUCCGAUAAAAAUGAACUGUAGAGGUAAUCCGACAAAGUAACAAAUUACAGAGUGUAUUUUUCCCCCUUUUCGGAAUAGAAGCCAGCGGAUACUUUACUUCUAAGGAAUCUCCAAUUCAAAAAAAUUUGGAUGUGGCUUUAUUCUCCCCAAAACACUGCAUUCUUUUAAGCUCUCAAUCUUUUUCCUGUUAAAAUCUGAAUGUAGAAAUCUUCUCCCAAUUUUUGUCAGUUCCUUUACAUUUCUAUAAUUGCAUGAGUCCUUUCUAGCUGUUGGAAACCUGAAUGCUUUUAGACCCAAAUGGAAAAUUUCUGAAAUGCUGGAUUAUCUAUUUUUAAACAAGCAGUUGACUUAAAACUUAUUAUGGCAACUUCUGGAUUUCUGACAGUUCCCACUGGAAAAAUAAAAAACAAAAAAACCAACACAAAAACAUAAAACAAAAA